GGUAGCUGGGAUCACAGGUAUCACACCUGGCUUAAAACUAAUUUUUAUGUUAAAAAUUUAGUCAGGGGGUGAGGGUAUAGCUUAGUGGUAGCACAUGAGAUCCUGGGUUUAAUCCCCAAGACCCAUCCCACCCAAAUUGGUAAGAAUAUUGAAUCUUAGGGCUGGGGAUGUAGCUCAGUGGUAAGAAUGUUUGUCUAAGCAUUCAUUGAGGCCCUGGAUUCAAUCCCUAGUACCAAAAGACUAUACAUCCAAAAUUCUAGAUAUCAUUUUAGUAUAUUUUCUUGCCUUACCACAGUGAAGGCCAGCAGACUAGAAGAUGCUUGACUAGAGAUGCUUGUUCUCUCUACUGGAAUUUUACAACAGACAUGAGUUAGUUCAGCUUUGGCAUGGUCCUACCAUGUUUUCCUGCUAGUCAGGUCUAAAUUGGAGCUAUGAAAGUGGGUUUGUACAUCCUAGAAGCUCCCAGGUUGAAGCCUCUUAUUUGGGUCUCAUAAGGGUGCUUGGUUAGAGUUUAGAGAAGGUCAUAGUUACAACCUUUGAAGGAAAUGUUAAUACCCUGAAAAAUUAUUUCAACUUAAUAAGGUCUUUGUAAUCUUAGUUAUUUUAUGUUCAAAUAAAGAGGAAAAAUAUUUUCAAGUUGUGCUGAGAGUAUAAAUGGCAAUAAUAUGAAAUACUACUUUAAGUGAUAUUUUGCCCAAAAGAAAAGAUGUUAGAAUUACUAUAAUGUUUCAGGUCAAAAUAACCUUAAUGAAAUUCCUGCAUAUAUCCCAAGUGGUAACAACCAUUGUUGCAUAUUUUUUUCAACUGCUUGAAAAGCUUUUGUUUGGUUGCUGGGUAGUUGCCGUGGUCACAUUCUAUGCUGGGAUUGGAGUAGUGGACUGUGUUAUUAGUGUAGCUCAAGACACCUAGACUCGGAGCUUGACUAUCUAGGGAGCGUUGUCGUGUGCUGCAGCCACGAUCAACAUGAACCAGAGGACUGUGAAGAAACUGGUGGAACCCAUCAGUAAAACUGUCAAGGGCUUCAAAAGAAGUGAAGUAGAAUGUCUCAUAAGACUCUUUCACAGCUUGGUGGGAAGAACUGGUUGGAAAUCUGGAAAUACUGGGCUAGAUCGUAAUAAAUUUCGAGGGAUCCUGCACAACAUAUUUGGAAUGACUGAUGAUAUAUUGAUGAAUAGGGUUUUUUCUGCAUUUGACAAAGACAAUGAUAACUACAUAAAUGCCAAAGAGUGGGUUAAAGGACUAUCAGUGUUUCUUCGAGGGACAUUUGAAGAAAAGCUGAAGUUCUGUUUUGAAGUUUAUUAUUUGAAUGGAGAUGGUUAUAUUUCUCGAGAGGAAAUAUUUGACAUGUUGAAGAACAGUCUAUAUCAAUCAUCUGAAGAAGAGAAUGAUGAAGGAGUAAAAGAAUUGGUAGAUAUAACAAUCAAGAAAAUGGAUUAUGACAACGAUGGCAAGAUAUCUUUUGCAGACUUUGAAAAAGCAGUGAGAGAAGACAGACUUCUGUUGGAGGUGUUUGGCCCAUGUUUGCCAGAAACACAGUUGUGUUGUCCUAGGCAUAAACCUGUCAACUGACCCUGAAGGAGGAAUUACAGCCUUCUGUGUACCAGAGCAGGGAGUUUGAUGCUCUGUUCAGAUGCUCCUCAGAUGAACAAGUACAGUUUGAAGCAAAAUAACAUAAAGGCAAUUCACAAGAAUAAGGAAGACAAGGAUCUGAGUUCCCAGUAGACGCAUUCGAGGCAGCUGCACAAAAUCCAGACACAUCCGAGUUUAAGUCUUGUCUAAAAUUUUGUGUGUUUUUACACUCUGGAACCAGUUUCUUCUUUGUCAUGUAAUACUCUUUAUAAAUUUAAAAGUUGAGGGAAAGGAAAACAGAAAUGGUUCAUUUAUUGUUUUUAUCACACAGAAUCAUAUAAUUUUUAAAACAAACUUUAAAAUGUUAAUAAAUUACUCUCCAAAAUAUAUAUCUAAUGUUCAAAU
Sciurus carolinensis (gray squirrel) is the source of this 1974-nucleotide messenger RNA. RefSeq names its product EF-hand calcium-binding domain-containing protein 1-like. Gene Ontology annotation, molecular function: calcium ion binding. The record is from RefSeq and is a predicted model, not a curated record. Lineage: Eukaryota; Metazoa; Chordata; Mammalia; Rodentia; Sciuridae. The transcript is spliced from 7 exons. Bases 964 to 1569 code for a protein of 201 amino acids.